This is a messenger RNA of Styela clava, 6020 nucleotides long. RefSeq lists its product as uncharacterized. Lineage: Eukaryota; Metazoa; Chordata; Ascidiacea; Stolidobranchia; Styelidae. The record is from RefSeq and is a predicted model, not a curated record. Gene Ontology annotation, molecular function: protein binding.
UUACAUUGUUAUGCAAGUAGUAUAUCUGAUUAUUCACAAGUAUCUGCCCAAGCCAACUUGAGUCGUUUUAUGACAGGUUCCCAAGCGUAAACAAACAAAAUGUAGCAAGUUUAAUAAUGAAGUAAUAACAAACCUAAUAUGUAUUUGAUUUUAUUUAAACAAUAUUGUACAUAUAUAUUAAUAUAAACUCUUGAAGAUUAUAAGAUUUGAAUGAAACUUGCGGAAUCUAUGGACUGUACUGGCGAAACCCUAGAGUGUCGCGGAAACUCGAUUAAAAACCUUCGCUAUAGAAAACCGAAAAUGACGAAGAUAGUGGUUUUCCAUGUUUGUUCGUUUGAAACAAGUUUUAGCACCACCUGGCCAACCCACAAAUGUUAAUUAGACUCUGGUCAAGGUCAAAUAUGAUUGCAAUACCUUUCCAAGAAUCCGAUUUCUUUGCCAAUUGCACUUCUAAGAAAUAUUGGGAUAUCCGUAUGUUAAUUUUAACGCAUCGCUAAAAUUACCUUUUUCUACAGCAAAUCAUACCGACGGCCGUACAAGUUAGAUAAAAUAAAUUAAUAUAAAAAAAAAUGAUGAAAAUUUAGACUUUGAUUAUCAUAAUUGAAAGUAUGAAAGUAUUCCCUACCCCGGGAAAUUGAAAAGUUUGACUCCAGUAUAAGCAUGCAAACUCCUACUCCACAAGCCUAUAACUUAGACCCCAUAUCUGCCUUUACAGAACGUAAUUUGUACUUACGAUACAUGAAAAAUCCGAAUGACAUAAUGAUCCGAUUGCUAAUUUAUAUUGUAAUUACUGAGUACAAAGAAAAUUUGGUUGGAUCAGGUUCGGAAAAGACUUGGAUCGGAUUCGAGUCGUUACCAAUACACAAAUUGAAUUGAACACAAAUCUGCUAAAAAAUUGGGUACUUCCGUGGUAUAUGUACUAUAUGUUAGGGUUAGGCCAUCAUUUUAUUCCGAUUUUUCUUAUUUUAGUUCUAUUACGAGUUCGGGGACUGUAAGUGUUAGCGAAGUCGAUAUACCCCCUGCCCAUAGGUUUCAGUCCCUUUAUACAACUUGAUGUAAAGUAGGCGAACAAAAUUAGUUACCGCCAUAUUGGUACAUACACUUCUGGAGCGCCGAAAAUUAUAAUAGAAUCAUCCUGCUUAUGAGUAUAUACAUGGAGACUCCGGCCCACUGUUAGAAACAUUUGUUGAAUUUGCUCGCCUUCAAACCAGAAUAACCAUUUAACCCAUAAAUAUAGAGGGUAUACUUUAUUUUUCGUAUUGUUUAGUUUAAAUAUUAUUAUUGGAUAAUAACAAAACCAGCCAAAGUAAUUCACUGUUCUAUGAGAUAUUAUAGGCAAAUUCUGCGGAGGAAUCUUAUUGAAAAUAUAACAAAAAAGUUCGUAAAAAUUACUAUCAUUGGAUAGUUAUUGUAUUAGAUGUGAUUUAUACUUCAGCAACGAUGGUAAAUAAUCGGAAAGGGAUCGGUUGCAGGUUUAAGCUCGGAACGGUACUUACUAAUCAAUCAUGCGAUAUAAUUUAACCAUAUUAUUUGCCAUGAUUUGCGGAUUUAUAUUCACAAUAAUAGCUGUGCGGAUCGUGUGAUAUUAUUGAAAAUGUUAUACAGUACAGUAGGUAACCUUUUCAUGUCGUCACGUACCAGGUGAGUUACUGUACUGGCAAACAGUAUGCUUUAAUCUUUCCGCUAUCUGAUUCUAUAUUGGCGAGUAUUUUUGCAAAGUUAUAUGGGAAAACAAACAACCGAAGUAUAGGUAUCGAAAUGGACAACAAGACGCCACAAAUGACUACCUUCCAACCUCGAAAUAGUCUAUAUAUGACCUGUAUAUGUCUUGUACACGUCCGAUAUUGGACAUGGAUAAGAAAUGAUUGACACAAAGAGCAUUACAUCAAUGUUUUUAACUUCGGAUUAUUUUUCAUUUCACAAAUAACCUACAAUACAAGGAUGAAAGUAUGAUCACGCUGUCCAACUCGAGCUCACAAAGCGCCAAAAUUAAAAUUAACCCCAAUCUCUAGAAUUGCGCCAAAUUUUGUGGUAAUUUUGUAAAAACCAUGCACGUAACUAAAUGUACAUAUAGCUAAUGUUUAUUGGAAAUAAAACAUACAUAAAUGGUAUUGAAUGCAUAGCCUCUAAAAACUCACAUGUGCGCCCAAACAUAAUUUGGAUAUAUUCUAAAUCAAGGAGGUUUAUCAAGGAGACAGCGAGUGUGCAAGCUGAGAGUUUCACUCUUCGUGUCUUACUCGGACAUAAAUUUGAAUUGACUUAAAAAAGAAAAAAAAAGUUUAUGCGUAUGAUGAAACAACUAUCAGUGAAACUACAGAUAUUUACAUAUCCUUUGAAGAAAAAAAUAAUCGGUUGCGCUUUCCUACAACAGAAAUCGGUAGGAAGGUAGGAAAGGUAUACUAAAUGAGUAACGUUCUCAGAAGUUGUGAUGUAUUUUUGUUUUCUUAAAAUCAGGAAGUAUUUGUGAAUUGUAUGGCUUCCGUCCUGCCAAAUCUCCGAUAAGUAUACAUUUUCCCACCAUCAUUGCCUGACAAAGUCAUUCAAUUUAUUCAGUCAGUCGGAGAGUGUGGUUUGAGACAAAAUGAUCUUGCGAGACCAAAAUCAAACCACUACACACAGACGGAUGGAUACUUUCAGUUCCUGUAAGCAAGUACUAAAAUUUUCGGGAAGAUGUUUUAGUAGGAGUUUCAGUGCAAAGUAGAAACUAAUAGAACUGGAGACUUUAUAUUUCAAACGCUUGCUUAGCAAUUUACUGAUUUAAUUCAAUAUGUUAAGAAUAAAAAUUCAAAUAUAAAUCAGCGAGAAACGAAUCAAUGACAAUCAUGACAGCAAUCAAUUGAGCAAAUUGGCGUCGUGGGUGAAAUUUGAAUUGAAUAUUAAAUGUACAGGUUCAGUAAAUAGUCGGGCGUGAAAAAAUCUGAUCAAUUUCUAGUCUAGAAUCUUUUUAGUAAUAGUCUAGGACAGGUAACCAUAUAUAGACUGAAAAAGGGAAUUGCAUAUUACAAUAUGCAUCUGACAUCUUAUGGACGUUCUUGUUGUUAAUUCAACGAAGAGUAUUUGUUAGACAAGUAUUUGAUGUGUUUUGCAAUUUAGUCAUAAUACAAAUUUACUACAAUACAAAUUCUUUAAUGAACUUUAUUAACUGAAGUUAUUAUUCUAAAUACAAUAGAAAAUAUCUUCCAGUGGAUUGUAUAGGCUACAGAUAUGUCCUCAAAUUUAUCAAAUUAAAUAGAAACUCAUCAAUAAAUUUGUUGUCAUUUUCACUUUAAACAUAAAAUAACAAUAAAAUAAAAAAUGGGUGAAGGUGAAAAACGAACUUGGGCCCGAUCGAAAGAUGUUAGUUUACACUUAGAAAUGGGUGCUUUGAUCACUGGGACAAAAGUGCGCUCAAUCUUAUAGUCCGAAUCCAGAAUCAAACCUAAUCCAACUCAGGUGCAAAGAUAAUAGAAAAUCAUUGCAAUACCUAUAAAACGGUUUUAGAUAUUUCAGUAUGGUCUUCGUCAACUAAACUUAAAAAAGAACUUCUCUAGCAACUACACUAUAUAUUUAAGAUAAUGUCUUGUGGAACUCAAGUAUUUAUGAAUAGUCUUAAUGCAAUUUAUCGUAAAAAUCUGAGAUGUGUUUAUUAUGUUACAGAAAGUCAAUUAAAAAAAAAAACAAUGACAAACAAUAUGGCAUCAUACAUUUUCGUGAUUAUCUGUAUAUCGGGAUUUACAUGUGGUAUGCCAGCACCUUUUGAAAUGCCAAUAAAUUCUCUGGUGUCGUACUAUGAAGACAAGGAUAACGACGCAAAGGCGAAUCCGAUCCCUUAUGAUAAUUAUGGUGCUCCGCCUGAUCACUAUCCUGCUAUUAUUCCUGAUAUGUCUCAGAGUUAUUACGAUGAAAAUUCAACAUAUCCUGGUAUCUACGAUAAUAAUGAAUGUCAUUCCGUCAGAAACUGUCCGUGGGAACUCCAGAAUCCGGAAGAUCCAAGCGACCCAUACGCCCCUAUUUUUCUCGGGCCUGGUUAUUUAGGGUUCGGGUUAAAUCCCGAUGAAGACAGAGUGUGGAAAUGUAACGUGGAAGUUGACUGUUUUGCACAAGAAAUAAUUCCCGAAGAUUUAUCCAAUGAUACUGAAGUCCUAUUUUUGCGUUCUUUCAAUUUUACAACAUUGGAAAUUGGAAAUUUAUCUGUUCUACCUCCCCUUAUCAAGCUAAGAAUUGAAUAUAGUGAUCUAAGGACUAUCGAACCAGGAGCGUUCGCAAGCCAACCAACACUUGAGAUUUUAGAAUUGGAAGGCAAUGACAUUGAAAAUAUCCGACCGUCAACUUUCAUAGAACUCAAGGAUUUGACAAAUUUAGAUUUAUCGAACAAUCAGAUUCAAAAACUAAGAAGAAAUAUGUUUGCUGGUCUCGAGUCUGUUACGGAACUUAGCGUAGGCAGCAACAGCUUGGUCGACUUGGAUGGUUAUACUUUUGCUGAGAUGAACAAUCUGGAGGAACUGACGAUAGACGACAAUAAUAUAACGUUCAUUUCAAACAACGCAUUUAGCGGAUUGCCAAAUUUGAAAAGGCUGUAUCUGAAUCAUAACAGACUAAGUUCGGUACCGACUAUUGCCCUGAGAGAACCUCCAAGUCUCAUCCAUCUACAUUUGACUGGAAAUCCAUUACGUGCCAUUUUUCGAUCUGACUUUCUUGGUUUAGAGACAUUGGAAACGCUUUGGCUCGAUGAAUGUGAACUAGUUAGUAUCGGAAGACGAGCUUUUCACAAUAAAAAAUUGAAAAUGUUAGUUUUAUCUGACAACUAUCUUACAAAAGUGCCAAAUUUGGGUACAAUGAGACGAUUGCAAACAGUGCGACUUGAGCAUAAUCCAUGGAAUUGUGAUUGUAAUAUGACACGUACAGUACGAUGGUUAAGGCGACACAGCUUAAGCCCACAGUCACAGGACCCCGAAUGCGCCACUCCACCGCACUUCGAAGGUAAACGGGUACUAGAGUUAAGCAAUGAUGACCUAUGCUCUCCGCCACCAAAAUACAUUCCACGGGUUAGACCACCAUUUUCGGAAGUUGACCGUAACGGAGUUAUUACACAAUGGCAUCCUCAACCACGCGCAGAUGAAGUAAAUGAACUGCCUCCCACUACGAAGAGUUAUGAACGGAAAGAUACCGCGCUUGGACUCAUUCCUGAGGGAGGGUGGUCAAAGUUACCUUAUGAUACAGACAAACUGUAUUCUACCAAUAUUGUAAGAGAUCCUGUGAAACCAAUACCUACCAUUAUUGCUCCCAGCACGGAAGUAAUGUCUACUACCCAGCUAGCGACCCAGAGGCCAUUGACGACAACAGAGCUUACAACGAUGCGAGGCAGUGCCGAGCAUGAGACCACGCGUGCCAUCAAAGUGCGAGAGACAACUUCAACGACCGGUAACAGAUCUGUUGCGGCUAUAAGUACUCCAGCGACUACUUUUACAAAUAUAACCAAAUUUCAAACUAGGUUUAUCACAGAAACUACGGAGCAAAAUGAACAGCCGAAUGAUUAUGGAACGCCCAUUUCAGUAACAAUUGUUAUUGGGCUUGUUGUGGCGGUCAUUGUUGUCAUAACAAUAAUAGUUGGAGUACUCUGCAUUCUACAGCGAUAUCAUGAAUUAAAGGCAGAGAAGCAGAAUCCCCGUCGAAUCGAGAUGAAAACAAACUCUUCUAAUAACGUUACAAAAUCCAGCUCUUCGACAAAAGAGGUGGUAGAAAAUGGAAAAGUAGUGAAAUCAAUAGAAGGUACAUGAAGCUAUUCAAUAUGAUCAGGUAUACCUAAUUGAAAUUAAAAUACUGCCAAAAUCCAAUCUCUGUAUACAAUAGCAGUCCCGAUUAUAUACGGUAUAGUAAGGAUUUCGACGAAAUUAAAAUUAGGAGCGAAAUUCAAUUUGUAAUUGAUGUGGAUUAGUGUAUAUAUUCAUUUACGUCUUUAUAUUUCUAUAAUAUUGUGUUUACAUUACCAUAUUUGUAUUCCAAUCUGGUAUAAUGUCAAUAAAUGCUCAGAAAGGCAGUAA